Molecule: messenger RNA, 4220 nt
Organism: Photinus pyralis (common eastern firefly)
Lineage: Eukaryota; Metazoa; Arthropoda; Insecta; Coleoptera; Lampyridae
Product: meiosis regulator and mRNA stability factor 1-like
Exons: 20
Coding region: 129-3929 (1266 amino acids)
Biological process (GO): post-transcriptional gene silencing
Cellular component (GO): peroxisome; cytoplasm
Molecular function (GO): mRNA base-pairing post-transcriptional repressor activity; RNA nuclease activity; CCR4-NOT complex binding
Source: RefSeq, a predicted model, not a curated record
AUGUUUGUUUGUAUUGUUUUGGUGGACGUUGGACAAUGGAGAUACAGGAAAAGGGUUAUAAUUUCUUACUAAUAAAUUAUAAUUAAAUGUAGCCGUAGUAAUUGGCAGAUUAUUCGUUUCUAGUUAUAAUGUUUUCAUUGCCAAGUAACACAAAAACUUCCUCGACUGAAGAGUCUAUCGACUCCACAUCUAGUUCUUAUGUUAAUUUUCCUCCUCCUCCGAAAUUAAGUACCGCCGCUUCGUUUUCUCCGCGACUUACUUAUAAUUCGGCCUCCGACAGUUCGCUAAGCGACUUGCAACAGAAACCAAAGAGAAAGAGUAAACGGAAAAAUGUCAAAACAUUACCGGCAAUCGGAGUGUUUUGGGAUAUCGAAAAUUGUCAGGUACCGAAAACAAAAAGUGCUACCCUCGUGGUACAGCAAAUUCGAGAACUUUUCUAUAACGAUUAUCGUGAAGCCGAAUUCCUCGUCGUAUGUGACGUCAAAAAAGAGAGCAGCCAAGUUGUAUCCGACCUAAACGAUGCGCAGGUUAAUCUCAUUCACGUUUCCUCGACGAGCAAAAAUGCGGCGGACGAAAAACUUCGACAGUCGUUAAGAAGAUUUUCGGAAUUGCACAAGGUACCGUGCGCUAUAGCGCUAAUAUCUGGAGAUGUAAAUUUCGCCGCCGAUCUGUCCGAUCUGAGAUACCGCAAGAAAAUGCACGUGAUACUAAUACACAAUAAUAACGUCGCGGACGCCCUGAUUUUAUGCGCUAACGAAACUUUUAAUUUCACGACCAUUAUUGAAAAAGUGCCCGCAAACUUAAAAAUGAAGCCAGUCGCGAACCAGCAGGUGGAUUUGCUUGUUUUCAAUCUGCCUUUUAAUAUCUGCAAUGACAUGGGGCGUUUAAAAUCUCGUUUGAAGUUAUUGUCGGAUAAUUGCGGGGGUAGAGUGUUAGCCGUUCACAGAGAAUUGGGCUACGCUGUAAUAAGAUUCAGUUCGUCUGAUUUUGCUAAAAGGGCGCAAAAACGUCUCGAUGGUGAAGAUGUGUUUGGCAAUAAAAUUCAAGUUUCACAACCGGUGAUCGGGAAAGAGUCGCUAGUCAAAAACUAUACAGGGAGAAAAGCACGAGGUGAAGAUGUUUCCCAAAUUCGAAGUAAGUCGGAUCAACAUCCCAAAAAUAAUUUGUGGCUGCUUGAACAGAAAGUGUCUACCGUCAACAAGUCUCACUUUUCUCCAAGAGAUACAGCAACAUCGGAAAUGGUACCACUUUGUGUAAAGGGCCAAGACAAUUAUCCGUGUAAUGGUGAUGACUCAAAAAUGAGACCCAUAGAAUUGCUCAUAUCAAACCUCGAUGUUUCCAUUGAUACGAAGGAGUUGUCUACGAUUUUAUUGAACAAAUUAAAGCAAUAUGUGAUGGUUCUAAAUUUUACAUUAAAAGUUCAAACCGAUGGAACGCUCGCCGCAAUCAUUACAAUUGGCACUCAACAAGAAGCUCAACUGGUGAUUUCUCAUUUGCACCAUCAACGUAUUGGCAGUAAACGCAUAACUAUCUCCUACAUGCAGCCUAAAUCGGAUUCGGAACAGCUACGACAUAUAGUUACGGCAUUGCUGCAGGAGACGCCGAAUAAUCGAAUGCCCCUUUUUAAAUUCUUCGGUUUAGUCGAAGAUCGCUAUCAAUGUAACAUAUCACUGUCGGAAAUCAAUCAGCUGAAAGACAUUUGCAAGAUCACUACCGGCCAAGGUGGAAGAAUGAUUUCGUUAACAAACAAAGGAGUCGCUUCCUUAAGUUUGCAAGGCUCGUUAUCGCUAUACGCCUAUUGUACAUUCCAUUGUCCGGAGGGUCAGGAGAACAGAGGAUGGGGGGAAGCGCUGGAUUUUUCCUUACCUAAUAUAAAGAUUUCGCUAAGUUUAUUUGAAAGUCAAGUGAACAAAUUGCUACGUUCCCAUUUCGGGUGUUUACCAUUACUGAGUUUUCCUAUAUGUUAUGCGAUCGAAAUUGGGCAAGGUCUGCCUGAAAAUGAUUACGGUGUACCAUUGGAGCAUUUAAUCACUUGUAUCAACAAUGUGCAAUUAGUAUGUGAUAAACAAAACAGAAACGUUAAAUAUCUUAAAUGGAAAAGUGAGGGUAAUAAGGAAGAGCUACAUAAUAAUAGUGCAACGUCAGUAUUAAUGCCAAACGUCACCAUUUUCUGUCGAGAAGUAGUAGAUUUAUUAAAGACAGUCGAGAACUGUCAACUGUUACUUUUACGUUACAUUCCGACUUAUCACCAUCACUUUGGGCGACAAUGCCGCGUUGCUGAUUAUGGUUUUACGCGGCUUGUCGAUCUCUUUGAGGCGAUUUCUCAUGCUGUACAAAUUUUGGGAUACGGCUCGAAACGUAUCGUUACACUAACUCACGCUACCCAAAUGCGAAGGUUUACGUCGGAUUUGCUACGAGUUUUAAAGGGCCAACCGUUAAAACGCGUUGCGGUUUCAAACUUCGUCGCCGCUUACCAAAAUACGUUUCAUAAAGCGUUCAACCCGGUCGAGUACGGCCUGUGCAGUUUCGAGGACUUAAUCAGCAAAAUACAAGAGGGCGUAGUGGCUGUUGUUUCAAUAGAUAAUGUAGAAACUAUUUGCAUUCCGAAGAGGGAGCAGACCGCGGAAGAAAUACAAAGGACUAAACAAUUCGCGCUAGAGGUUCAGCAGUUGUUAAGCCACACCCCUUACUGUUCUAUGCUGUUCAAUAAAUUUGUGCCCGCAUAUCAUCACCAUUUCGGUAGGCAGUGCAAAGUUUCCGACUACGGAUUUUCUAAACUUGUCGAAUUAUUUGAGGCUAUUCCGGAUGUGGUGGAUCUGGAGGGUCAGUGCGAUGUAGAUCGAAAUAUUAAGCUAAAGUCACAUUUGGCUUUAGAAAUCCUCGGAGUGCAAAUUCAAGCUAUUAUUAAAGAAUCCAACUAUUCCGCGUUACAUAUUGCAGAUAUUUUUGCAAAUUUUAGGCAGAGACACGGAUAUUCUUUAAAGCCGGAGAUGUACAACUGUAAAGAUCAUUUGGAAUUGGUGCUUACAUUAAAUGAUUUUGUUCAGGUUAUCCAUGGAAGCGCCGGAACGCUACUGGCGAUAACAGAGGUAGACCUGUCUGUCCUCAAAAUGCGCGUAUGGGGAUUACUAUUGCAACCACCUCAUAUGGCAACUAUUACAAAAUUUAUAUACGAUUAUCGGGUUCGUUUUCUUGGAACGUUACCCAUAACCAAAUUAGAACAACUCAAGUCUGUGAUUAUGAUGUCCAAUAAUGGUGCAGAAACCUUCGUCUUCUUAACUCCGUAUUAUAUUUUGGCAGCGCAGUUGUAUCAUUUGUUGUUUGUAAAUGGAGGACACAUUCCUCUGGCCGAUGUAAAUAAGAUAUAUUUUCGAAAGUUUGGGAGCUACCUGUAUGCAUCCGACUAUGGACUGAAUUGCUUGGAAGAUUUAUUCAAGCAAAUGUCAUUUGCGCUUCAGAUUGUAACAAGUGGAAAACAGUUGAAUGUUACUUUAAAUGAAAAGUUAUCAGAUUAUCGAAUUGAGAUACCAACUGUCGUGAAAUGUGAUCAGUCAUCGAAUUGGCCUUCUACGUCUACCCACCUAUACCGUAAUUGUUUUAGUCCGCCCAAACCCGAUAUGUCUUUUUUAGAUGACGGUUGGAGCAACUUCAGUAUUAGAAACGAAUCCGAUGCCAAGUCCCAAAGUCAGCAUUACGCAAAUUCGAGCGCAUUCAAUGCGAGCAUACCAAAAAUAUCGUCACCUCAUCCGACAAAUUUGCCUACACCAGAUAAAUUAAUGUCGCAAGAUGAUUCCGGAGUGAAUACCUCUCGCAAUGAUUUCACAAUGUUCUUUAAUGACAAUUCCUUAUCCGAAAAUGAGCAAGUCAGCAUUGGUGGUACUGCCCAACCGAGGAAUUUUAAUAAAAUAAUGUUUAAUUUUAAUAUGUGAUCUGAUGAGUAAGUACAAAUUUACACGAUUAUCAUACUGGUCAUUGAUAAAGUGCAACUUACUUUUAUUCGUUGAUGUUGUACCGUGAUACUUAAUUUCAACAAAAUCGUUAGCAAAACUGCAUUUUGUUAAUAUUUGUUUUUUAAUUUGGGUCACGACUAUUGUUCGAUUUUUUAGAUUAAUUAUGUAAAUUAAGUGGAUACUUUUGAUACGUUAUGUGCUGUAUUUUUACACUAAGAUAUAAUGUUGCUCAAUUUUUGUACUUUUAACUUAAUAAAUUUUGAUUUGUAA